AUGGAUUUGAACUAUCAAUAUUUAAGAGCUCAAUCAAAAGACAUAAUAGAUUUAAUCAUCACCCAAUUGAGACAUAGUCCAUUGGCAUUACAUCUUAACUUGCUCAAAACUACCUCAAAGCCAAUCACAGCUAUAACCUUAGAUAAAUCACUUGAAUUCAGUUGCUUAAUUAAUACUGGUUCACAAGCUAAUUUAAUUUUAAAACAUGAUGUCAACCAAUCAAUCACGCCAUUCCAACCUAUCCAAAUCAAACUAGCAUUGAUUCAUGAACAAACCAAAAAUUUCACUUCAUUAAUAACAGCUGUGGUAACAAUAUAUGACUUAGAUUUCAGUGUUUCAUUCUUAGUUCACAACAACUUACCAGCAGGCACAAUCAUACUUGAUUCUCCAUUUAUGAAAAAAUUUCAGUGCUCCAUCCGAUAUCCUAAGCAAGACCAACAAUAUAUUUCAUUCAUCCAUAAUAAUCAAACUUAUACCUUCAAAUCACAAAAAAAUAAUUCUUUGGUCAUCAAUGAAAUGCAAACAAGCUCAGCUUCAGCUCAAACAUUAUUACCAUUAAUCAAACAACAUGCAUUUAAAAAUACUGUUUUAACUCAAGCACAUCAAACAACGAACUAUCAAAAAUUUCAUUUGUAUUUCAACAUGAAAAUCAACCACCGGGAAGACCCAAUGAAGCUAUUCAACCACCAAUUGACUUACUAUACAAAAAUCAUAAACCAUGGAAUUUUAAGCCAAUACCACUACAUCAAAGAAGAGUUGAUGCUGUCAAAAUUAAAAAGCAUGGAGCAACAUAAACAACCUGUCCCAAGUAAUGCCACAUAUAGCAAUCCUUGGUUUUUAAAGAAGAAAUCAGACAUUCAGACUUUUAAGUGA
Messenger RNA from Lodderomyces pseudojiufengensis, 873 nucleotides. RefSeq lists its product as uncharacterized. The coding region runs from base 1 to 873 and encodes 290 amino acids. The transcript has 2 exons. NCBI's taxonomy places the organism in Eukaryota, Fungi, Ascomycota, Pichiomycetes, Serinales, Debaryomycetaceae. The record is from RefSeq and is a predicted model, not a curated record.